AUGGCCCCCAAAAGACUCGACACAAGCCAGCCCAAGGGUGAGCGCGGUGACGGCGCAUCACUCCUCUCCCCCAUCGCAUACGACGACGACGCAGCGUCCCUGCAUUCCCGCAGCGACCAAGACACAGACAGCGAUGACGACCAGCUGCAGCUACGGGCGCGAAAUAGCCGCGAGCUGCGCGCUGCGGAUAGGAUUGUUCUCAUGGAAGAGGAGGAACUCGACCGUUUGGUCACCACGUCCAGACGGGAACAAGAGCGUCAGCGACGGGGCUCCGGGCUCUCGGUUCCCAGUGCGUUGAACAUCUUUGCCCGUCGAGGGAGCUCAUCGCAGCUGUCGUCGCCGAACGCCUCCAUGGAGAACUUGGUUUCCGAGAAGCGAAAGGCCAGGCGCUCUAGGAGAAAACAGAAGAGGAAUAGACUGAUCCAGGAUGCUCGUCAUGGCGAAGACGGCGAAUUAAUGUACGAGAUGGAGGAAGGUGGCAUGAAAGACGGCAGCUCCACGGGCGACAGCACCGAACGAGAAGAUAGCGGCGAAGCGGAUCGACGACGACUAAAUCUGGUGGCACAAGCUAGGGACAGCCGCGGCCGUAGUUGGCGCCGAUGGGUAUUUUGGCAUUCACUCAUUGCCAUUGGAUUUGCCAUUCUCGUCCUGGUUGCGUGGAAGUUGUCGAGAAAUCGUAGGAGUGCCCUGCCCAAGCAGCACCUGGUCAGCAAUGGAACGGCCCUCUUCGCCCCAACCACCAUCAUUCUGAGCUUGGAUGGCUUCCGAGCGGAUUUCCUGCAGAGAGGGUUUACGCCCAGGCUCAAUGCCCUUGUGAAGGAGGGCAUCUCGCCGCAGUACAUGAUGCCGUCUUUCCCGUCUCUUACGUUCCCCAACCAUUUCACCCUGGCCACGGGCUUGUAUCCCGAGUCGCACGGCAUCGUCGCCAACAAAUUUUGGGACCCAGACUUGAAUGCCGAGUUUCACCACACAGACCCGGCAAGGAGCCUGGACCCCAAGUGGUGGAACGGAGAGCCGUUCUGGGUGACGGCCGAGAAGCAGGGAAUUCGCGCGGCGGUGCACAUGUGGCCGGGCAGCGAGGCUCCGAUCCAAGACACCUUUGCGAGCAUUGUCGAUAAAUACAAUGGCAACGAGCCGCUGGACAGCAAAGCCUCCAGGAUUCUGGGCUUCCUCGACAUGCCGGGAAAGGAGAACCCGGCUGUCGAUGUCAAGGAUACACGGCCGCAGCUGAUCGCGGCGUAUGUCCCCAACGUCGACACCGAUGGUCACAAGUAUGGCCCGAACAGCACGGAAAUCAUGUCGACGAUUCAAAGCGUGGAUACCAUGAUUGAUAACCUCUCCAAGGGCCUUGACGCCCGCAACCUUACGAAUAUCGUCAAUGUCAUUGUUGUGUCUGACCACGGCAUGGCAACCACGGAUACGUCCCGUGUACUUCAACUCGAGGACCUGGUUGACACGUCCAAGAUUGAGCAUAUAGAUGGCUGGCCACUGUAUGGCCUGCGACCCAAGGACGACAAGGAUACCCAGCAACUAUACGAUGGGCUCAAGGACAAGGCCAAGUCCAACCCCAACUUUGACGUCUACCUCCGCGAUGUCGACAUGCCCCAGCGCUAUCACUUCUCCAAGAACCACCGCAUCGCGCCGUUGUGGAUAGAGCCCAAGGUAGGAUGGGCGAUUGUCACCAAGGAUGAAUUCGUGGUGAAUGAGGCCAAGGAGAAGGGACUCGUCUACCAUCCUCGUGGCCUGCACGGCUAUGACCACCAACACCCUCUGAUGAGAGCUAUUUUUAUCGCUCGAGGACCAGCGUUCCCGCACCAGGGGAAUAGCAGGGUCGAGCCGUUCCAAAACCUCGAAGUGUACAACAUCGUAUGCGACUCGCUGGGCAUGGAGCCGCAGCCCAACAAUGGAACGCUGAGACUGCCGCUGAAGCCAGUCGGCACCCACGAUGACACGAAACCACAAGACACGCCCGAGGAUCCACCGCCGCAAGAGUCGUCGGCUCACCCUACCGAGUUUGUCCCCACGCGGCCAACCAAACCCCGGCCCUCUUCGCCGGCGAUUGGCGUUGAUCCGCCGCCGAGCGCAUCCGCUUCCGAGCCGUCCUUGCCGGCGGCUGAUGCCCAUCAGCCCACGCGGCCGACGAAGCCUAAAGCCUCUUCUUCACUGGCAAUUGCUGAUGAUGAGCCAAAACGGCCCACGAGGCCUCCUAAGAUAUCUAGUACGGGAACACAACCCGCGGCGCAACCCACAGAGGGCAGUGGAAACAGGGACGACGAACAGGCGGCUGAUGAGGAUGGGUCGCCUGGGGAUAAAGCCAAGGGUUGGUGGCGUUGGAUUACAGACACGGUCGGCGGGAUAUGGGAUUCCAUCACUGGCUCCGGCUCCGGGUAG
This is a messenger RNA of Metarhizium brunneum ARSEF 3297, 2391 nucleotides long. RefSeq lists its product as uncharacterized. Gene Ontology annotation, biological process: nucleoside triphosphate metabolic process. Lineage: Eukaryota; Fungi; Ascomycota; Sordariomycetes; Hypocreales; Clavicipitaceae. The record is from RefSeq and is a predicted model, not a curated record. Gene Ontology annotation, molecular function: ribonucleoside triphosphate phosphatase activity; nucleoside triphosphate diphosphatase activity.